AUGAAGGACCAGCGUCCCAGGGAUUCCCUCAAAUGGCUUCUGUUUUGGAUCUUGUCCUUGAACUUCAUUGUCUUGCUUGGUUUCAGGCUGAAGUGGAUGAGACAGGAUCAUCAAGUAAUUUUACCAAUAUCAACCUGCAAUUCCACGACCUCGGUGACAUCAAGCAGAGUAAAACUCCUGGUCGAUCUGUGGAGUAGCGAUCUGGAGUCGAGAGCGAGCGGCACACCUCCACCCUUGAAGGUGACGAUCAAUGCACCGCACAUCCAGGAUUGCAAGCGUUGCAGCGAGGCGACUGCAGAGUUUGAUCGGGGAAAGGAUCCAUCCUGGAAGGGACUUGCCCAGUUAAAAGAGGAGAUUGACAUGAAUACAGAGACAAGCGGCACCGUUCCAUGGGUCAUUGGCGGUGAUGACGAUAAUCUCCCGUUAACACGACGCGUCCAGCGUGAGAUUUGGUUGCACCAACACCCGAGAAACUGUAGCAACGCGAGAUUUCUCCUGGCACCUUGGCACCACGACGAGACGCGCAAAUCGGUUGGAGUUGGAUCCGAUAUGGUGUCAAUGGCCGGAAUGUUUGGAGCUGCGCUGAUACAAGGCCGGGUUUUCAUCACCAAGGAUUACCACGGUGCCAGGCACAAAGGAUGCACAGGAUCUAACCACGCUCGCUGGUCGUGCUACUUUGUUCCCGAGGCUUCUGAGGAGUGCAUGGCAAGGGCACUGCGGCUUGCUUCGGAAAAACAGGCUUGGGACAAGGGAAUUAUCAAAGAGUUUAGUGGCAAUCAAUGGAAUGGUAAGAUUCCAAGUUUUUGGGGGGAGCCUUGGAAAGCAAUGCGACCUACUGUGGGAGUAAAGGGCAAGCUCAUGACACAUUAUAACGCAAAUCACCGAAGGUGGUGGAGAGCUCAGGCACUACGCUAUCUCACACGAUUUCCCAGUGAGUAUCUUUGCAAUCUUCUAAACCAAGAACGACACAGGGCCUUUGGGGAGGAAGCGGCAAAACUGGUGCUUAAAACUCUUUCCACCGAAUGGCCGCUCGCAAGAGAGAGUAAUCCCAUGGAAGAGCUUGUGUGGAGUGGCUAUGGACCUUGGAUGCCGCAGCCUCUAUUGAGCAUUCAUGUGAGACAGGGUGACAAAGCCAGGGAGAUGAAAGUUGUCUCGUUUGAAGAAUACAUGAAGCUUGCCAGUGUCCUCCAGAAGCGAUUCCCACACGUAAAAAAUGUGUGGCUUUCCACAGAAAUGCAGAACGUCGUGGAUGAAUCAAAGGAGUACAAAGGCUGGAAUUUUUAUUACAGCGAUGUUCCAAGGCAAGUUGGAACAAUCAGAAUGGCGGAGUAUAUGGCAUUGCUUGGAGACAAGAAAGCGUUUGACACUGCCUUCGUAAACUUGGUCAUGGCAGCCGAUUGUGAUUUCUUUGUGGGAGUGUUGGGCUCGACUUGGAGCUAUAUAACUGAUGACUUGAGGAUGACCAGCGGCAAAAUUAAGGCUGGCUUCCUUAGUGUUAACUCUAUCAAUAGCCUCCUUAGAAAAUAA
Messenger RNA from Selaginella moellendorffii, 1527 nucleotides. RefSeq lists its product as uncharacterized. Bases 1 to 1527 code for a protein of 508 amino acids. The record is from RefSeq and is a predicted model, not a curated record. NCBI's taxonomy places the organism in Eukaryota, Viridiplantae, Streptophyta, Lycopodiopsida, Selaginellales, Selaginellaceae. Gene Ontology annotation, biological process: protein N-linked glycosylation. The transcript has 6 exons. Gene Ontology annotation, molecular function: alpha-(1->6)-fucosyltransferase activity.